Molecule: messenger RNA, 3109 nt
Organism: Pollicipes pollicipes
Lineage: Eukaryota; Metazoa; Arthropoda; Thecostraca; Pollicipedomorpha; Pollicipedidae
Gene: DIP-beta
Product: Dpr-interacting protein beta
Exons: 9
Coding region: 251-1516 (421 amino acids)
Cellular component (GO): neuron projection
Source: RefSeq, a predicted model, not a curated record
AAUCCAGGAUCUCGUUGUUUAUGGGAACUAGAGGAACCAGGAACCUGCAAUGGAAACCGUGCUCAUGUCUGGUAAGGUGAGCUAAUUGAACACUAUUAUCCAUGAAUGAUGAACAGAUUAUCAUGAAGAUGAACAAUUUUAGAAGUGUCAAUGAACGAAUCAUCACAUGAUCUCGUAACAAAGUGUUUGAAAAUGAUGCCCUCAGUAUAUAUCAGUGAAGGUUAACAGACUUCUUUUUCAGGCCUGAGCUAUGGGGAAGAUUCACCUCUUCGUUCUCAACUGCUUUUUUCUGCUCUCAUCAGUGGCUGGCUUGAAGCCCGUCUUCGUCAAGUCCCUGGGCAACGUCACUGUCCCUGAGGGCCGGGAGGCCACCUUCACAUGCGUCGUUCAUCACCUGGGCGGACACAAGGUGGCCUGGAUCAAAUCGGACAGCAAGGCGAUCUUGGCGAUCCACAACCAGGUCAUCACGCACUUUGACCGGCUGACGGUGAUACACAACGACCACAACACGUGGACGCUCAUUCUGCGGGAUGUGCGCCAGUCCGACAGAGGCCCCUACAUGUGCCAGGUCAACACGGACCCCAUGCGGUACCAGGUCGGCCACUUGGAGGUGGUGGUGCCUCCCGACAUUGUGACGUCGGAGACGAGUAGUGACCUCAUCAUCCCAGAGGGCGGCUCGGCACGGCUUCAGUGCAAGGCCAACGGCCACCCGCCGCCCACGAUUAGCUGGCAGCGCGAGGACGGCCAGGAGAUCGUGCUCAGACAGGGCCGCAAGCUCAAAGUGGCCAACUUCUCCGGCGAGGUGCUGCAGCUGGACAGGGUGACCCGCUCGGAGAUGGGCGUCUACCUCUGCAUCGCCAACAACGGCAUUCCACCUCCUGUUAGCAAGAGGACCAUGAUAACAGUGAACUUUCCGCCGAUGCUGGAGGUGUCCAGCGGGCUGGUCGGCGCGCCGGUCGGCAGCGAGGUCAGCAUGGCCUGUCGUGUGGAGGCUUCGCCCAAGGCCAUCUUCUACUGGUCACGAGAAAAUGGCGAGAUGAUCCUGACGGGCGCGCGGCACCAGGUGUCGCGCAGCCAGAGCUCACCCUACCGCUACAACAUGAGUCUCGCCAUCCGUCGGCUGGCAGAGCGAGACUUCGGCACCUACCACUGCAUCGCCAAGAACUCGAUGGGCGAGGCCGAGGGCGCCAUCACGCUGCACAAGAUCCACCUGCCGUCGUCGGCACGACCCAUGGAGGUGUUCACCGAGCCCAGCGACCUGCUGAAUGAGCUGGCCGAGUUCGAACAGAGCGGCGACUUGCCGCCAUUUGGAGACGACGAGGACUUCUUGUACGGCCGCACGGACGAGCCAGCCCGGCCCGAGGAGCGCGCCCCAGAGCGAACGGGCGUCGUGCUCACCGAACUGUCCAAGAGCGUGGCGCCACAGCGGGCCGCCACCGCCGCCGCUGCUGUCCAUCCGCUGUUGCUGGCAGUGCUGGGACGCGCGAUGCACUCGGCGCUGGCACGUACCUCUUAAACGCGAACCGGCGCGCCAGUCGUGAUGCGCUGAUUCAAAUCAGACGACAUAUCUAGCCGGCUGGUUACCCACGCAGUCUGUAGUUGAUGUUUCCAAAUGAAUGCGGUGGGUCGCUACGCUACUCAAACGAACAUUAAGCGCCGGUUGGCGCGCGCACGGGGGUUGAAUACCUUUUAUCGAAAGUCGCGGUGCGGAGCUAUUGCGGUGAGAACCUGACUACCACGUGAUCUACCUUGAAUCUAGUGUCCGUUAGAUAUAAGUAACUGCUUGCAUGAAGCCGUUAUGUUUCAAUGCGUCUUCAGAAGCGCUGGGCUCGCCCAAAAGUCAAUGCUAACUACCGACCUGCACAGCUGGUAGGAGCGCCGAUUGCUGUCCGAUGUGGUUCAGUUUGGGAUGCUGCGUGACUUCUGUUGGUGCAAAUAUCCUCGCCUCACCCAUAGCUCACGCCUGUAUCGGGCUUCCCCAUUACAUACAUAUACAUACAUAUAUCGAUGUACUUGCGUCGGGCAAUGGUUGGUUACGUUUUUCUGUAGCAUUUGUGACAUAUGGUAAGCGGCUGUGUUGGAAUAUGGAUGGCACGUGGUGUGUGAGACGCUGGCGAGCGGCAGGUUUCCUCUGCUUGUGAAGCUCGCUGCUGCAGGUUUGGUUCAUGGACAUGACAGACCCAACCAGAGCCCAGAUGGCGUCGCAGGCCUAACUGAUUGCCUUUUUCUCUGGCAGCUAUGCCUGCACUGUAGACACAUUCUGACACAUUCGUUAGGCACCCAUGGUUUAUCGCUUCAUUUUACUUCCCACGCUACCAGACCCUGCGACCCCGCCUAAACCCUGCUCUGUUAUGGCUGUCCUGCACGCCGGAAAUCGAAGUGGCGUGGUGAGCGUAUUCCUCCUGCCCGUGUGACGGGUAUGAUAGGUUAGAAGAUGACCAUGCAGCUAGGUGAAUGCAUGGCUAACAGCAACACGUAUGCCAUCAGAGGCUUCUCAAUAAGAUACGUCUGUGUCACCUGUGCUCAGUACCGGACUACAGGGACGCCUCAUUUCGGCUCCCGCAAAUCACUAUAACACACUGUCGAUCGGGCUGCGCAAGCGCUGGGAACAUUCCUUCAAACCCUGCUUUUAGUAGCCGUUAGAGGAAGCGAUAAAAGUGACCAUAUCGGUUGAACGGCGCGUGUUAGUCUACACAUGGGCACCAGUGGCGUGUCGUCAGCGCGCGGCUCGAUGGAGCAGUGAUGACGCACCGGAGUCGGGUGGCGGACUUCUGAUGACGGGUGACAGACGCCUGAUGACGGCGUCGCGGCGCCGGCUGACGACCAGGCCUACCUCCCACCUAGUGUGAGGGUGUUGCGCUCGGUGUCACUCGACAGUCGAUGGCCGGCCGCCCGACCACAAUAAUGGGUACGGUUUUGAGUGUUACGCCGCAAGGUCCGAUACAUGGUUCGGCGUUAUUGACCUGUAGUGAACAGCCAAACGGCGGACAUAGUUGGCUGUUACGUGCAUUUAUUGGUAAGGUGCUGUGGAGUGCGUGAGCGAACGUGCGCGUUUGAGAUUUUUUGUCGCGGUGCGAUAAUGGUCGGAAUAAACGGCACCCACGUCGAA